AAGAAAAAGGAAAUAGCUGUAAACAAACAAUGUAUGGAUGUUCAGUUAGAAAUUAAUUCGUUAAAAUAUAUCAUGAGACGGUUACCUCUUUGGAAAAUCUUAGUUUUAUUGGGUUUUAGUUUUAUGAUAAUUUAUUUAUACUCUUGGAUUAGUAAUGAUGAUGUGAAGAGCUUUGUAAAUAGAUCUCGGGGUACAGCGAGCACUAAAUUAUUAACAUUAAGACCUCAAAGUACUACACCGCAGAAGACUUCCAUAAACAGGAUCGUUUUGUCGUUCGUUGUGUGUGACUCGAGAUUCAACGAAUCCCUGAAUGUGGUUAAAUCCGUCUUACUGUUUACCAAGACUCCCGUGCACUUCGUCAUAUUCACAGACGACAAUCUUAAAUCGAAAUUCAAUGAGACACUUAGCAACUGGAGAGAACUAACCGACUACCAGCUUGAUUUUGAGCUGCACAGCAUUAACUUUCCUGAGGAGCAUGUUGAUGAUUGGAUGAACUUAUUCAGCAAAUGUGCUGCGCAACGAUUAUUUAUACCGAAACUGAUUACCCACAUUGAUGCCAUGAUCUAUGUUGACACUGACACCCUGUUCCUGGGCCCCGCUGAUGAAUUGUGGCGCAAGUUCUCGCUGUUCAACAUCUCGCAAAUAUCUGCCAUGGCCCUGGAAAAUGACAAUCCUAAUGUGUCUUGGUAUCCCAGAUUUGCCAAGCAUCCAUUUUAUGGGAAGUAUGGGCUAAAUUCAGGUGUGAUGUUAAUGAACCUGACAAGAAUGAGAGAGUUUGGUUGGGUUGACUAUGUCACCCCAAUUAUGCUUAAAUGGAAAUUGUACAUACCAUGGGGAGACCAGGAUAUAAUAAACGUGAUAUUCCACUACCACCCCCGCGCCGUGCUGGAGCUCUCCUGCCGCUACAACUACCGCACGGACCAGUGCAUGUACGGCGACGCGUGCUCCGACGCGACCGCCGAUGGCGUGUUCCUACUGCACGGCAGCAGGAAGGCCUUCCACGCGCACAAGCAGCCCGCCUUUGAGGCAGUAUACCGGGCCAUUGAGGAGUGGUCUGUCGGCUCGGACCCCUCCGACUUACCGACCGUACUCGAGCGCUACUUCACGGAGGCCCCGCCCUCGCUCUGCGGCAACCUCAAGGACGCCUUCCUGAAGGUCCCCACGGCUACAAUGGCCAAGGUGCAUAGGAAACCCGACAGGUAGCGACUUCAUCUUACUCAAGUUGUAGAGCGAAGGGACCGUUACAACGAGGUGAAUAACUAAGACUAGAUUGGAGGUAAGAUUGGAAAAUGAUCUUUAUAAGUUAUCAUUAGUUCUACAGUUAAUUAUUAUUUAAAAAGGUCUGGAUUGAAUCCGUAACUCGGUGCCUUUUAAUAGUGCUAAGUAUUUUACAACGAAUUACGUAUUCUUUUGACUAUCGUAGAAAAGCUGCCUGAUCAUUGUAAGGAUAUACUGACGUCCCAAUUGGACCCGAUUGGUCAGCUAGUAUCAAACAAACAAAAUACAGGUAUCAUAGUUUAAUAAGAUUAGAUUUAGAAGUCACACGAAACCGCCGCCAAAAAGCUGCUCCAUACAAUCGAAAUUACGCUCUCAUUUUAAAUUUUAAAACGACGUGCUUAAGUUACAUGAAGCUUGACAUGUACAUUUACACAGCAUAUAUCUGUAUGUGCCAUCUGGUAGUUUUCGUUGCAAAAAAUGGUAUAGGAAGAAAAUAAAACUAAUAUUAUUAAAUUUUGUAUGUUAAACUGCUACUCGCUCUAAUUUCUUUGUAUUUAUUACAAUUUCUAGCAAUGAAAACUAGUACCGAACAUACAUAGAUAUAUUAUAAUUAUGUUACUUGAAUGUACACAUCAAAUUUCAUUUUAUUACAGAACGUCGGUUUGAAAUAAGAACGUAACUUCGAUUGUAUGCCUUAGAACGCACUGCGGUUUU
Molecule: messenger RNA, 1932 nt
Organism: Cydia strobilella
Lineage: Eukaryota; Metazoa; Arthropoda; Insecta; Lepidoptera; Tortricidae
Gene: shams
Product: glucoside xylosyltransferase 1
Exons: 7
Coding region: 34-1203 (389 amino acids)
Biological process (GO): protein O-linked glycosylation via N-acetylgalactosamine
Molecular function (GO): UDP-xylosyltransferase activity
Source: RefSeq, a predicted model, not a curated record